This is a messenger RNA of Homarus americanus (American lobster), 3446 nucleotides long. Its product is annotated as failed axon connections homolog. Lineage: Eukaryota; Metazoa; Arthropoda; Malacostraca; Decapoda; Nephropidae. The record is from RefSeq and is a predicted model, not a curated record. Gene Ontology annotation, cellular component: cytoplasm. The coding region runs from base 113 to 1021 and encodes 302 amino acids. The transcript is spliced from 7 exons.
UACUGUUCGAGGUAUUCUCUAACAUUGUAUAGCUUGUAGGAGGUGUGUUGUAUGUACCUGUAACCUGUCACAUUAUUACUGUGUUUUACAGAGUAAUUAUUAACUGAUCAUAAUGGCUGUCUUUGCAGUAACAGGAUGGAUACCAAUGAAAAUUGCAGGGAAAGGCUUCAAAUGGUUUUGGAACAAGAGCAAGCCUCUGGCUAUUACUGUUGUUGUUGUGAUAAGUGCUGUCAAGAUCCAUAGCUAUGUUAAAAAGCAAAAUAGAAGAAAGAAGUGGAAUAAUGCUGGAAAGGAUGUUGUAGUGUUGCACAUGUUUCCUCGUGGACACUUUUGUCCUAAUCUCUCUCCCUUCGUAGUGAAGCUGGAAAUGUAUCUGCGGAUGGCAGAUAUCCCUUACCAGGUGGACUAUGAAGAACCAGUGGGACCAAAGGGUAAAUGCCCAUGGAUUACACUCAAUGGGGAGGAAAUAGGAGAUUCCCAGCUGAUAAUGGAGAAGCUUGGACCAAUGUAUAACAAGGACUUCAGCUCUGCCUUAACACCUGAACAGAAGGCAAUUGCUCAGGGCAUGAGGAUUAUGGUUGACGAACACUUGUUAUGGUGCCUUGUAGUUUGGCGCUACGUUGUAGAUGCUGGUCGCUCAUUGGUGGUGUGCAUGGAGCUGCCCUUUUAUUUUGCCAUCAUGCUCCGUGUAUUCUUGGGGAAGAUAAAGCAAAGUACCUCCGCACAAGGAAUUGGUCGUCACAGCUAUGCUGAGGUGGAGGAAAUGGGGAGGAAAGAUCUUAAUGCACUCUCAGUUUACUUAGGAGAGAAGCGGUACCUGAUGGGUGAUGAACCAACUGAGGUGGACUGUGCUGUCUUUGGAAUGUUAUCACAGAUUGUUUGGAACUCCCCAAACUCACCGUACCUCAAGAUGAUAGAAACUGAAUUCACCAAUCUUCAGGCCUACUGCCAACGUAUCAAGGAAAGGUUCUGGCCUGAUUGGAAUGAGUGCCUUAAACCACCCCUUCCUAGAUCCCAAUAAUGAACUCCAUCACAUAUUGUACCAAUUAUUUGAAUUGCAUUAGAACCUUAGAUUCACUUUUUUUCUGUUUCAGGCUCUAGAUAUUUUGAAAUUUUUGUAUUUUUAAAACCUGUUUUACUUGUAUUUAGCUGCAAAUUUAAAGGUAUUUCACAGCAACACUUGGAGUUUUGUAUUCUUCUUGUACUCAGAGAUAUAACCAGUACUGUAUAUCAAUCGAUUGAGAAACAUUGAGAAAGUGCAUUAGAAUAAGGGCUACCUGACUGGUGCCAGCAUUCAGACACCUCACUUGUCAAGAGAGGCUAGAAUUUUUUCAUUUGUCCCCAUUUUAUAAUACAGAAUGGCAGUUGGAGACUCAGUUUAGAUGAAUAAGCAUCUCUAUGGGUGCGACCCAGUCAAAUGUACAUAUUUAAAAUUAGCUGAUGUUUGCUGUAUUGGAGGUCACAGCCUUAAGCUAAGAAUGCUGCAAGCAUAGGAAACUGUCUGAAGUACAGUAACUUCUUUGGAAGGAUAAUUGUGAACUCAUGGAAAUGCUAUUGGUAAACGAUGUGGCAGCCCCAACCAUGUAAUCUGAUAAUUAUGUCAAGGAUAGAUCAGAAGUUGAACAAUUUCAGGUACAUUCAGUAUCCUGUGCAUACCCCAUGCCUUCUAAUAGUGCCUAAAUAAGAAAGUGUCUUGUCAGCUAUGAAAUUAACAACUGACAAAGUGGAUGAAUCUUAGAAUAUUUAACUUCAUGUAGCCCUUUCGUAUUAGGAAAAGAUUAACAUAUAAGUUAUACUUGCCACACCAAGCUCCAGUUCACCAAGUGCUUUGCACAUGAUUACUAUAUUUUACGGCAUAUAAGACAUCCCCCAUUUUAGCAGGGACUAUUUAGGAAAAAACUUCUGUGUGGAUUUUCCUCCUGUAGCCAUAGUUUUCUUAAAAUAAUAUAAACAGUACCAGUAAAUGUGAGGAAUAAUUAAAAAUAAUACCAAUAAAUAAGUUAAAAAAAAAUACUGUAUUGCCAAACCAGUAAAUAAAAGCCGAUUGAAAGUUUAACACAGUUGCCAUUUGCAUAUACCGGUACUCCCUUGUUCACCAUAGCAACACAGAUGCCACCUCCACCGAUUCCCUAGCAACGCUCCCCCCACAUGUCCUGCCUCCUACCGCUCCCCCACUAAGCCAACUAACUCGUGUGCAAAGAAAUGUAUUCACUUUAUGUUUUUGCCCUUAGGACAAUUAUUUAUUUUUAUUUUUUCCCAAUAUAUACGUAGAAUGGUGCGAAUAUGUAAAUUAGCAAAAAUGCAAAUACUGUAUGUAAAUGAGUAAAAAUAAAUGAAGAAAGUUAUGUAUAUUCUACCUAAAAAUAUGAGAUGAAAAAAAAAACAUACCUCACAGCUUGACCUGUUCUAGGCCUUUUUAACUGCUGAUUCCGUCUGGGUUAUCGAGACCGGAACAUGUAUAUUAUACAGUAUAGGGUUUUAGUAGCGAAACCCAAUUGUCUGUUAUCCAUUUAUUCAGGAACUAUCUAGGAUACAGUUCCAAGUGUAUAUCACCGUAACUUAUCACUGUAGCUAUGAGUGUUAAGAGGAGGACGGAGGCUAUGUUAAAUAGUCCUGCUAAAUACGUCCGGUCGGUGUGAGGGGUUGAGUAACAAUGCCAGAGGGUGCCGGCCUUUUUAUGCUGACCUUAGCAGUCACUGGGCCGCGCCUCAAGGAACUUGCCCAUCACGUGAUAUGAUCAUGUCACUUCAUAGCCAGUGGAAAGUUAUAGGGGGUGAUAUGAUUAUAUGAACACAAUGUACUGCCCUGACAUUUAUAUAAAGACUAAGGGGCUGAUACAGGCCCAGUAGCCAGGUGGUUACAGUGGGGAGUCUAACUUGGCUACAAUGCUGCCAGUGAUGUUAACAGAUGCAAAUGUGAAAAGAAAGUUAUCUGUAAAUCUUCAUUUGUAUCAGGUAUUUGUAGAUUUAAAGGAAAUGUUGCAGGUAUGGCAUUAAUAGAUUGUAAUACCUGUAUAGUUCAGAAAUGGUUACUGAUUAGCUACCUCUGAAGAGAUGGAUGUCUGCCGUCCGGACAUUAAUUGUCUUGGGGUAUCAUCAUCGGUACAGUAGUUAUAAAUUGAGCAUUUAUAUUUACAAUAAUUAUUAUUCUAAUUAAAAAUAAUAAUGAUAAUCUGUUUUAGUAAGCAAUACUAUAUUUUUAAUUCUGGAGUUGGGUUAGGUAGAAAUUAUCCUACUGGAGACAGCAACUGGGGAUUCAUUAGCUUAUGGGAGACCUCAGCUUCACAUAUAGGAUGCAGGCUGAUUUUUUGAGUUGGUUUAAAAAAAAAAAAGUGCUUCUUAUAUGCCGUAAAAUACAGUACAGUAUCAUGAUUUCAAAGCCUUUUAUGUAGUACUGCAGUAAUGAAUUUUCUCUUUAAAUUAAAGAUGUAAAUAGUAUCUCCUUUA